AUUGGAAAGUUGUUGGUAAUUCGAGCUUGUUUGGAAGGGUGUGCAGAAGUUGGGUAGUAUGAUGUGUGAGUGUGUAGGCAUUCGGCCUCCUCCGCACUGUCAGAUAGUUUCUUGCGAAAUUCAGUUCCUGCAAGGGAGACGGCGAAAGUGGAUGGCUAUUUAGAGAGUGGCCAAACAAAAGUUCGAGACUCGAACACCUUUUACACUUUUAUUAUCUUCUUCUGCACGUGUACAACGUGAAUUGAUGUCUAUGCCUUUUUCGAAGGGGGCUGUUUUAAAGAGAGAAAAAUAAUAAGGAACUUCUUUGAAAUCUAACGAUAGUCCUUUGCACUGAAUUAAGAAAAACAAAGACAACCAGUUGAAUCAAUGGAAACCUGGAAAGAAAUGAAGAAAAUCGAUAAUUAGAGGAAAUUUUAUUCCAUAAAGUAAACCGAGGAGGCCAAACUUGGAAAUUAAUAUUUUUCUGAUGCUGUUAUUACUUUGGCAGCCCUAAAUUAUGGCUGUAGAGGAAAGGGCUAAAUACAUUUUUGGAGUUGCUGAUAGUAGCAAAGAAAGUGCAGAUAUUUGUGUGGUCGGCGAUCAGAGAACGGAGACAACGACCGAUGACAACAAUCGCAGCAGCAUUUACAACAAACACGGCAGGCAUUUUACGAAGAAUGCCAGGCGAUUCCCUCAUCUGCUGAUGUCUUGCAUUCUCAUUUUUUCCAUCCUAUGUAUACUGUCCACACAAGUACAUGCCAUCAGUUCCCGUCAUCGCCAACACCGAAAACAUCGGCACCAAACUUAUUCCCCAAAGUACAAAGAUCGACGCCCUGCUACGCCUGUGGUUGGGGUUGAUGGAAUUGAUAUUAUUAAAGAAAUUGGGAGGCAGUCUACUAACCAGACUGUGAAAAGAGUGUCUUUGAGGGCAGUGCAGUUAUCUGAAGGUUUCCAUGGCAGAAUAAGUCGAAAAUCAAUGAAAAGUCUUCUGAGGAAAUCUAGCAGAACAUUUUCCUUGUUGUUGUAUGGUGACAUUUCAGCAAGUGAUGGCACUCAAGCCACUUUAAUAAGUGUACAUUCUGAAGGAAGAGAAUUGCCAUUGUUGCAGGUCUUGUUAGACACUUCAAACCAGUCUUUGAUUGUUCGGUACCAAGGUGAAAGAUCUUACCAACGUAUUAAUAUUCAUGGAUUCAUUCCUAUGACAUCUGAAGACAUUUCUGAAAUACAAUCGCAUCCAAAGAGUCCCUGGGACCAGUUGCUGUUUACUUUCGGUCUUAAUGAAUUACGCAUUGUGAUUGACUGCUUCCCAGAGAAAAUUAUUCCUCUCCGUCAGAAAAUGGCUAUUUUUGAUGGCCAUAAAUUAUUUUUCUUUGGCCAUGAUAAAAAGAAGAAAAAUUAUUUAGAGGGUUUGGUUUAUAAGGCAAAACUUUACAAUCAUAUUAUUAAAGGAUUUCCUUGGACUUGUCCCAAAGCCAAUUCUCUUCAAGCCGAUGACAGUGGUUUCAGUUCUCUGACUUUGACUGAACGUGUGGCAACUCUGCAGAGGCAAGUGGAACAGCUGGUUGUUGUGGUUAAUUCUAUUCAGCUCCAGAACACUAAAAUGGCACAGCAUAUUGCACAACUGGAAACCUGUGAAUGCCUCCCAAAAUGUACGUACAAUGGCAAAACGUUUGGUGACAAAGAAACAUGGCAACCAGACACCUGUACUCUAUGUCACUGUCAGGAAGGAAAACCUGAUUGCAAAGUGAGGGCUGAUAUUCCUGGUUGUUCAGAGCCAUGUAGCAGUUCACCUUGUAAACAUGCUGGAUCAUGUGUUGGAAACGAAUCAAAUGGCACGUUCAAAUGUCUAUGUCCAGCACCCUUCAGUGGUACUCUCUGUGAAACCUGGAUCAAUCCUUACGUCUGGCCUGCUGACCCUGGAUACUGCCAUGAAACCUAUGAAGCAUAUUACUUUGAUCGUAAUAAAAACCAAUGCCUUGUAUUUAAUUACACAGGUUGUGGUGGCAAUGUAAACAAUUUCAAAUCAUUGGAAGAAUGUCAGAAGAAUACCCUGUUUGGUGCUUGCUGUAUUUACCAAUAUUCUAUAAAAAGAGAAGACAUAAUAAAGGGAAGGCAAUCUGUCCAGAAAAGCUGUCAGGUUCUGAGUGUGUCUGCUUGCAGAAAAUUUCACAGACAUUCAAAUAAUCCAUAUGAAGAACAAGAAGUUGUUGGAUUCUAUCCAGGAUUAAGCUGUGAGGAUGCCAGAUACCCACUUAAUAAUUCAAAUCCAGUCAUUGUCAAAGAAAAAUUUUGUCAUCUCCUUGGACAUAGUCAAAUUGAAGUUGGCAAAGAAAUAACAAUAGGUUGUAAAAACUGCAUUUGUAUGCCUGGUGGAAAAUUGAAGUGCAAAUGUUCUGACUUAAUUCUUCGCAAAGAAAUUCGAGAUUUCACCUGGGAAGAGAUGGCCAAACUGCAGCAGGCUAUUUCCCAGCUUCGUUUGUCAGGAAUAGACAAUAUCUGGAAUAAAUACAGAGACCUCUACAUGGUUCAUCACAUGCAUUCACAUGGUGGGGCAUUCUAUCUUCCAUGGCAUCGCCAGUUUUUGCAGCUUGUUGAAUUGCAACUGAAAGAGAUAGACUGCCAUGUUACCUUACCAUAUUUUGAUUUCACAACUGAUGCUGCUAACUUCUCAGAAGCCAUCAUCUGGCAGCCCAAUUUCUUUGGAGGAGAUGGAUGGGGAUGGUGUGUUCCAGAUCAUGCUUUUGGUGACAGUAAUGCUUGGAAACCAUGCCUGAAAAGGAAUUUCAGCCAUAUUGUUGAGGUCCCAACAAUGCUUGAUGUUGCUGCUGCCAUCAGUAAAACAGAUUUCAUGGAAAUGAGUGAACUUCUGGAGACAUUUGCAGCGUAUAUCCAUUCCUUUGUUGGUGGUGAUAUGUCAACGACUGCAAUGGCUUACGACCCUCUCUUCUACAUCAUUCAAACCUACAUUGACAGAUUGUAUGCCACCUGGCAGAAAAUGGGCCACAACAAAUUUAAAUUCCCAGCAGCCUAUGGAAAUAUUCCAAUGGUUCCAUUCAAUACGGCACCAUUGGAUGUUCUUGAUCUAGAAAAUGACCUCUGUGUGACUUACAGUCCUCCAGGAAAGGGUCGACCAUGCAACAAAACUGUUCAUUUGCAUGUGUCAGAGUUAAGUGCUGUUGAGAAAAAUCCUAAUAUUCAUGUGAAAAUCAUAAGUAGAUCUGGUUAUGAUCAGUUUGGUUACAAUUCCAGGGGCUUUGACCGUAGAGGCUUUAAUAAAUUUGGAUAUAACUAUCAUGGUGUUAACCGAGAGGGAUUUGAUCGAGAGGGUUAUGACUUGGCAGGAUAUAACCGGUAUGGAUUUGAUCGUGAUGGUUAUGACCGGGAUGGUUUCAAUGUUUCGGGCAGAGAUCGUGAUGACAAGUUGGACACUUCUCUUAUUUUUGAGAAACAAUACUUACCACAUAGGCAUUGUUUAAACAGGAAAGGUCUUACUAAAGAUGGCUUUGACCGAUAUGGUUUUGAUAUCUAUGGAUAUGACUUGGAAAACUGCAAUUAUUCCUUUAAGGGACCAUUUACUACACUGUUGAUGCAUCGUGUUUGGGAAAUUCUUCAUACCCAAUCGCAUGAAUUUCUUGUAACUCUGACUAAAACCUGUCAACCUUUGAAACAACUUCCAAAUGUUUGGUAUAAGCAAUUUUGGAUGGAACCCCAUGAAGCAUUUGUGGUAGAUUUGAUCAAGUCGGAUGUCCCUCUUCAGUCGGAGAGCAACAUUUUGUCUCAAAGAAUUUGUUUCUCAAUUGAACCAUACGUGUCUCCAUGUCCUUGUAAUCGAGUUACGACAUGUACCAUCAAUCUCUGUUUGGAUGCUGAAUGUCCAAGCUAUCCCCAAGCCAAUUGCUUUGUUGAUGUCUGCAACGAAUGCUCGCCAGUUUGGUACUUGAAAGGAAGGAUUGUUGACUGUGAAACGGUCAGAGAUUAUUGUCAUCCAAAUCCAUGUCAACAUGGUGCUACAUGCAUCCAAUCGGUGUGGCCUGCAGAACCUUGGUUAGUUUCCUGUAAAUGUCCACCCGGUUAUGAAGGUGAUCAUUGCCAGUACAAAUCAAAAGAAAUUUGUUACCUUCCUUUACAGAAAGGUUCCUGUUCAAGGAAUGUGAGUCGUUGGUACUUUGACUUCCAUCGAUCAAAAUGUGUCCAGUUUGAUUAUUCUGGUUGUGGGGGCAAUGCUAAUUUAUUUGAGACACUUACAGAUUGCCAGAAAAAAUGUGUUGUUGGUGCUUGUUGUUACCGGCAGCAACUUAAUCCAGCAGUUACCAUUGGCUUUGGUCCUGAUGGCUAUGAUAAAUAUGGGUUUAAUGCAAAAGGUUACAACCAGUUAAGGAAAAUAUUCAAUGCAAAAACUGGGAUGAAGAUGGGAAUCAACAGAUUCAAGAAGAAUGGCUAUGAUUGGCAUGGUUAUGACAAAAAUGGAUUCAACUCUGUUGGUUAUGAUAGAUUAGGCUACAAUUCUGAAGGUUACGAUCCGUUCGGAUUCAACAUGACGGGAUAUAGCAGAGAAGGUGAGUUUGAUGGCAUGAUCGACUAUGAUGAUGAUGGCUACGAUGAAGAAGGUUACAACAGGGCAGGGUUCAAUUGUGAAGGUGUUAACCGAGAUGGUUUGGAUAUUUAUGGACGUCAUGCUGGCUUCAAGUAUACUUGCAUGAGAACCACAAGGAAAAGGUGUCAACAUUUGGAAACCGAAGAUGAUGUUCAAAUUGUUCGUUUUUCUCCAGGAAAAAAAUGUGAAGAUGUCAGUUGCAAGCCAAAUUGUAUGUGUUGGUUUAAUAAUCAGUUCCAUAGGAUUUGGGACGAUUUCAAUGUAGGCUGUGAGAAAUUUCAGUGUCACUUGGGAGGGUUUUCAGAAAUGAAUUCUUGUCAAAAACAUUUACAACGCAAAGAGAUUCGUGACAUGAGUUUUGAUGAAAUAAAGCGUUACCAACUUGUCAUCCAGAAUCUACAGCAUGAAAAAAGAAAUGGUAAAUCUGUGUGGUUUGAAUUUGCUGAAAUGUAUUCAGAAUAUAUUCCUCAAGCUUCAGGAAAUCCUUUAUUUUUGCCAUGGCAUCGCUACUUUUUGUUUAUGGUUGAAAAGUUGAUGCAAGAUGUUGAAUGUGGUGUUGUGAUCCCAUAUUAUGAUUGGACCCUUGAUAUUGGUGUCUUGAAUAAAUCGGUUAUUUGGUCAUCAAAAUUUUUUGGUGGUAAUGGUGAAAAUGGAACAGACUGUGUCAGAUAUCAUCCGUUUAAGUCUUAUCAUCCACCAUAUUGGGCACCUUGUCUCCGUAGACACUUCAAUUCUUCAGUACAUCUUCCAGACGCAAUUCAUGUUUACUUGGCUUUACAGGAAAGUACCUUUAGUGAUUUCUCAGCUUACAUGGAAUCAAUGCUGCAUCUUUUCCAGAUGUGGGUUGGAGGCCACAUGGACUCACCUCUCAGUGCUUACGACCCCCUUUUCUAUUCACAUGUAGCUUUUAUUGAUAAACUCUGGGAUGAUUGGCAGAGGAGUCAUAAAAAAGGUUUGCUGCGAUUUCCUCCUAAUUUUCGAUAUGUUCCUAUGGAACCUUUCAAAGUUACUCCUGAUGAUGUAUUAGAUUGCAAAAAACAAAUCUGUAUAACCUAUCUGAAUUUACCAUUUGGAUCACCAUGUAACCAGACCAAAAUAAAGACCUAUGGAUAUGAUAGUGAUAGUUAUGAUCGUCAUGGCUUUGAUAAAAAUGGUUAUGAUAAAGAUGGAUUUGAUGUACAUGGAAUAAACAUUGAUGGCUAUAUUGAUCUCAGAGGAAUAUAUAAUAAUGAGGGAUUUGACAAAGAAGGCUUUUCUCGACAAGGUUUUGAUAGUAUGGGCUACGACAGAGAUCUUUUUUUCAAAGAUGGUUACAAUUCUGACGGCUUUGAUGUUGCUGGCUAUGACAGAUCUGGUCAUAACAGAUAUGGUUUCAGUAGAAUCAAAACGAAUGUCUUCAGUGAACAUGUCUCUACAUUCAGAAAGAAUGAGUUCAAUGAACUUGGAUUAAAUAACUUGGGUUUUAAUAACAAAGGGUUUGACAUUUUUGGUUUUGACAAGGAUGGAUUCAAUCGCUUUGGCUGCAAUUACUAUUUCAAUGGCCCGUUUUAUAUAAUCAUAUACCAGUCACUUAAAAAUAAACUUAGCGAGAUAAAAUCCAUGCAUUCUUUGAUAAAUAUUCCAAGGUUGUGUUCUGCAGUGUCACAGCUUCCUCAGUGGAUGUAUAAAGUUUAUUGGUUGAACCGGCAAAAAAACAUUCCAGAAGUUUUGGCAAUAAUGGCUCUGGACAGACUGAAAAAUCCUUAUUCAUUUGAUGAUGUCUUUGACAAAAUUUGGGUUCCUCCUGUUCCUGAUCCGAGGUUUUGUUUGGAAACAAACUUCUUUUCAAAAUGUCCCCUGGGUCAUGCUCCUGUCAAAUGUUCAUCAGAUUUGUGCUUUGAUACAAUUUGUCCUGGUAUAUCUGGUGCCAUCUGCCGAGUGAACUAUUGUGGGACCUGUUCUGUUGAAUGGUAUGAUGCUCACUCUGGUGAUGUUGUAGAAUGCCAAGGUUGUAAAGAUGAACACAAUCGACAUAGACCUGAUAAAACAUCCUGGAUCAACUCUGAGUGCAAUAAUUGUACCUGUAAGUCAGAUUUUAUUGACUGUCAGCCUGUGCUCUGCCCUGAGGUUUCAUGUCUCUUCCCUGCCACAGCUACAGGGGAAUGCUGUCCAAGUUGUAAAGUUGGCUGUAAUUAUGAUGAGAAUUUCCAUGCCUUGAAUAGUUCCUUCACUCCUUCCACGGACCCCUGUCAAACAUGUUCUUGUCAGAAAGGCAAUGUGUUCUGUGAGGAAAAAGUGUGUACUUCUCUUGAUUCUUGUCACACACCUGUUGUUCUGGCUAACGAAUGCUGUCCUACUUGUAUGGACUGUGGUCAACAUCCCAAUGGCUCUCAAUGGAUGGAAGGCCACUGCCAACAUUGUGUUUGUUUGAAUGGCACUGCCAAAUGUGAGCAAAAGGUGUGUCCAUCAAUUGAGUGUAAAUACCCGGUACUUCCUGAUGGAGAAUGUUGUCCUCGUUGUCAUGACUGCCUGGUUGAUGAGAAAAUAGUAUUGAACGAUGAUGUCUUCACACUUUCUGGAAAUGGAUGCCAAGAAUGUUACUGUAGCCAAGGGGAUAUACUGUGUAAAACAGUCGACUCCUGUGAUAAACUUGAUUGCAGGAAUGUCAUAACACCAAAAGGAAAAUGCUGUCCUCAGUGCAAAGGUUGCAAAGAAGACCACAUGAGUUACAGCUAUGGAGAUAUUGUACCAAGCAACAAUACCUGUACGAAUUGCAUGUGUAUUGAAGGUAUUGUGCUCUGCAGGGAGAAGCAAUGUCCCAAACUGGAGUGUCCACGUAGCAGAAAUAUUACAGGACAGUGUUGUCCCCAGUGUGAACCCUUCUGCGAAUUCAAAGGUACAGUAUUCAGUGAAGGAGAAACAGUUAAGGACUCCAACGAUCCUUGUUUACAGUGCAGUUGUCAAGUGAAAGAAGAAAUCAAUUCUGUGGGAGAACAUCAUUUAGUCCCCAGCAUACAAUGUUUGUACAUAAAAGACCAGUGCAAACCUACCGAAUGUAGUCACCCUGCAAGGAUGCCAGAUCAAUGUUGUCCUGUCUGUGAAAACUGUUAUUAUUUAAGGAGGAUCUUUUACAAUAAUCAAAGCUUUACAUUACCUGAUGGUGACCCUUGCAAAGUGUGUACAUGUAAGGAUGGAAAAGUUUCAUGUAAAAGAAAGCAAUGUCCGUUUUUAAAUUGUUCAAAUCCUAUGCAACUUCCAAACCAGUGUUGUCCAGUCUGUGAAAGUGGUUGUCAUUCGGAAAGAGGUUCUUAUUAUUUAGAAGGACAAAACUUCGAUGACCCAGAAGAUGACUGUCGCACAUGCAUCUGUUUAAACAGACAGAUUAUUUGUAGAGUUAAAGAAUGCCCUCCAAUCUCAUGUUCUCACCCAGCUCGAGAAACUAACCGCUGCUGUCCAACUUGUGAUUUUUGUGAAUAUGACCGGAGAAUCUUCCGAGACAAGCAAAGAUUCUUUGACCCUCGACUUCCAACAAGAACAUGUGAAUGUUUGGCUGGUUCCGUUGUCUGUGAUGCAGAUGGUUCAACUUGUUCAUAUGAAGGGAAAACUUACAAAGAAGCCGAGGUUUUCUUAAGCCAUAACGAAUGUGAAGAAUGUAUCUGUCAAAACUCCCAAGUCACCUGUCAAUCAGUCUCUUGUCCUGAUUUGCAAUGUCAGCAUCCGGCAAACACUGAUGGCUGCUGUCCUUCCUGUUACAAUUGCACAUUCUCUGGCAACAACUUCCAAAAUAAAGAAGUCUUUCAGAACCCACAAGACACUUGCAGUACUUGCCAAUGCCAAGAGGGCACAGUUGUAUGUAAUAAGAAAUUCUGUCCAACUUUGCACUGCACUCAUCCCAACCAAGAGCCUGGAGAAUGCUGUCAGUCAUGCCAAAACUGCAACUACUUUUCCCAGACCUAUAGGGAUAGCAAAGUAUUUGCCAACCCAGAGAAUCCUUGUGAAACUUGUCACUGUGAGAAAGGAUCAGUGAGAUGUCAGACAAGUCAGUGUCCCCCAGUCUCAUGUACUCAUCCUUCAAAACAAAACACUUGUUGUCCUAAAUGUGCCAGUUGUGAUUUUGAUGGGCAUGAGAUUCAGGACAGGCAAAAGUUUGCCCAUCCGGCUGACGAGUGUCAAAUUUGUGAAUGCAUGGAAGGCAGUGUGAUAUGUACUCAGAAAGAAUGUCAGCCAGUCACCUGUAAUAACCCAGUUAUUAAUUCUUGCUGCCCAGUUUGUGCUGACUGUCUUUAUGAAGGGAGAGCUUUAAGAAACCAACAGAGGUUUGCUCACGAAACGGACAGUUGUCAAAUAUGCCAAUGUCUUGAUGGAAAUAUUCACUGCACUGUUGAGAAAUGUCCUGAUGUGGAAUGUACUCAUCCUGCUAAGAAACACUGUUGCAAGGAAUGCCACGACUGUUCAUAUAAUGGAACUGAAUAUGGUAACAACAUGGUCUUCCGAGAUCCAAUCAACCCGUGUCAGAGAUGUAUCUGUAAAGAUGGAAACAUUAAUUGUCAGGAAAGGCAAUGUCCACAAGUUCAGUGUCAGAACCCUAAUAUUAUUGACUGCUGUCCUGUUUGUGAGGAUUGUGUCUAUAAUAAUCAGGUCAUUAAAAGUGGAAGGACUAUUCCGCACGAACAAGAUGAAUGCCAGGUGUGUACCUGCCAAUCAGGCGAUCUCCAUUGUACCAGAAAGGGUUGCAAAGAAGUGACUUGCUCUCAUCCUGUGUCUCGAAACUGCUGCCAGGAAUGCUCUGACUGUAAAUGGAAUGCAACAUAUGUGGUCAGCAAUGGUGGUCAAGUUUUGGACGAAUUACAAUGCAAAAUCUGUGAAUGCCAUAAUGGUGAUUUGUAUUGCGUUGCAAAAGACUGCCCUGUAACAAGAUGUUCACAUCCAGUCAAACAGAAAUGUUGUUCUGUGUGUGAUGACUGCUUUGUAAAUGGUGAGAUAAUACCAAAUGGGAAACAACAACAAAUUGGAGAGGAUAAUCCGUGUCGUGUUUGCAAAUGUCAGAAUGGUUCUUUUGAAUGCCACUCAAAAUCCUGCCCUCAACUGAGCACUUGCACCAAUCCUGUGAUCCGUGACUGUUGUCCGGAGUGCUUUAACUGCAUGUAUGGAGGUCAGGAAUGGCUGAAUCUUAGUAAUUUUACUGAUCCUCAAGAUAUGUGUGGAGAGUGUUUAUGUGAGGAUGGCAAUGUUAGUUGCCACAGGAUGUCAUGUGCCCAGCCGGACUGUGAUAACCCAAUAAGAGUGGCUGGACAGUGUUGCCCUGCUUGCCCAGAUGCUUGUGAAUAUAAUGGACAAGUUUAUGAAAAUGGUGAAAACUUUGCUGAUGCUUCAGACCAGUGUAGAGAAUGUGCCUGUCUUGCUGGCCAUGUCAACUGUUCCUCACUACAGUGCAAUCCUGUGACCUGCACUCAUCCUUCCACUGAUAAAUGUUGUGAUGUGUGUUAUGACUGUGUCUAUGAAGGCAACUCCAUAUCCAAUGGCCACAGCUUUAAGAAAGAUGCAUGCCAGACAUGUACAUGCAGGGAUGGUAAUGUGAUUUGUAUUAAAGAAAGCUGCCCUCCACUUAAUUGUCCCUUGGCGGAAAGAUUACCAGGACAAUGUUGUGCUCAGUGUCAAGAAUGUACUUAUAAAGACCGUUCUUACAAGAAUGGAGCAAUGUGGUUCUCAGAUGACGACCCCUGCACCUCUUGUAUCUGCCAUGAUGGUUCCGUUACAUGCUUGGAACUCCAGUGUAUCGUGCCAUGUUCCAAUUACGUUGAAGAACCAGAUCAAUGCUGUCCUGUGUGUCCAAGCUGCACCCAUCAGGGCAUUACUUACCAAGAAGGAGCCCAGUUCAAUUUGAAUAGCGACCCCUGUGAACCUUGCAUUUGUGAGAAUGGAAAAUUGAAAUGUGCUCGACUAUCCUGUCCAGACAUGACAAUGUGUCCUGAAUUUCUGUUAGUUGACCCACAACCAGGGUUUUGCUGUCCAACAUGUUCUGGCUUUUCUACACAGUGUACUGCAGAACAUGUUGGUGAAAUAACUCAACCAAAGCCAGAAGAUCUAUGUCUCCAUUGCAAAUGCGAGGAAUCCCUGAGUUGGGUUUGUUUCACGGAUAUCUGUCCAGUGCCAACAUGUCCACUUUCUCUUCAAAAGCGAGUUGAAGGAACCUGCUGUGCCAUCUGUCCUGCUUGUUACUAUGAUUUAGAAGACAAAUUUUAUGAAGAUGGUGAAACCUGGAAAGAUGUUGACAAUCCGUGUGUCAUAUGUCAAUGUAUUGAACAAAGAAUCCAAUGCAAUAUGCAGGAAUGUCCAACAGUAAAUUGCAGUUUUGGAGAAGAGAAGACAAGAGUGGACGGCCAAUGUUGCGAAACUUGUAUUCCAGCCAAUACUACAGCUUGUUUUCACAAUGGUCAGACAAGACGAAAUGGAGAAAUAUGGUCUGUAGAUGAAUGCACAAAGUGUGCAUGUGUAGAAGGCCGACCCGCUUGUAAUACUCAAACAUGUCCACUAUCUGCAAAUUGUGAUACUGAAGAAGAACCUUUCGUGAGACCUGGAUAUUGCUGUCCCACAUGUCUAGCCAAACCUUCCACUUGCAUUCUCUAUGGAAAUAAUCAUUACAGAACAUUCGAUGGUGCCAACAUUCAUUUCCAAGGAGCAUGUAAUUAUAUUAUGGCAACAAAUUGUGUCAACAAUGACUUUAUGGUGGAGGUUCAGCAUGGAAGUUCCUAUGGAACAUCACCUCAGAAUCUCACUGUCAGAUUUGCUGGGUUGGAAAUUAAUUUAAUACCAAAUAAUGGCAUCACUGUUGAUGGGGUAUAUACUGAGCUACCAUUUGGACACAACAAUGAUGUUUUUGUAGAGAAAAUUGAUAGAAAUCUACUUCUUCAGACCAGCACUGGAAUGAAGUUAGUGUGGAAUGGGGAAGGUUUUGUUGAGUUACAUAUCUCACAAACUUACCAAAGAAAAACUUGUGGCCUCUGUGGAAAUUUCAAUGACUCCCCAGAUGAUGACUUAUUAACCACUGAUGGCAAGCAGACAAGUUCACAUGAUAUCUUUGCAAACAGUUGGAAGACAAGCAUUCAACCAGAAGAAAGCUGUGAAGAAACUGCAAACGUACAUCCAUGCAGUGAAGUCAGUCCUCGAUUGAAAACUCUAGUGGAAUCUAAAUGUGAUAUUAUCAAAAGUUCUGUAUUUUCUAAAUGUCACAAAGCAGUACCUCCUGAACCAUUCUAUUUCUCUUGUGUUCAUGAUAUGUGUGCCUGUACUUCCAAAUCAGAGUGCUUGUGCGAUAUAUUACAGAUAUAUGCACAUGAAUGUGCUAAGACUAAUAUCAGGCUGAACUGGAUAUCACAGACAAACUGCCUGUCCAACUGUGAAGAGGAGAAAGGCUUUAUAUUUGAUGAUUGUGCCUCCCCCUGUCAGCGAACCUGUGACAAUAGUGAUUCGAAUGGAAAGCCUUUAAACAGUUGCUUUAAGCCUUGCGUAUCAGGUUGUCAGUGUCCAUCCAGUAAAGUGCUGCAUGAUGGCUAUUGCAUUAAAGCCAGUGAAUGUCCCAAAGAUUAACCAAGAAAGAGAGAGACUUUUCAGAUUUAACCAGAUUAUGGUAAUCUCAUUUUUUUAGUUCCCAUCUAAUUUAAUUAUGUGGCACUUACUACUAAUGCAAGUUUUAAAUUAACCCUCUCACAAAUGUGCUAACAGCCCCCUUUUAAGUAUGUCUUCAAUGAGUUUUUAAAUCAGUGUUUUCCAGGUGUUCAAAAAAGACAAGUUCAUAUUUAUAAAGAUGGUUACAUUGUUAAUUUUUUUAACCUUGUUUUUUUAAUAUAUAAUUUUUGAAUUUUUAGAAUAACUUGAAUAAAUACUUUUGUGAUCUGAA
Octopus sinensis (East Asian common octopus) is the source of this 12449-nucleotide messenger RNA. Its product is annotated as kielin/chordin-like protein. NCBI's taxonomy places the organism in Eukaryota, Metazoa, Mollusca, Cephalopoda, Octopoda, Octopodidae. The record is from RefSeq and is a predicted model, not a curated record. Bases 497 to 12139 code for a protein of 3880 amino acids. Gene Ontology annotation, molecular function: serine-type endopeptidase inhibitor activity; oxidoreductase activity; protein binding. The transcript is spliced from 55 exons.